UGUCCAAGCAGUCUGGACGGCGGAUGCUGCCCUGAAAACUACGACUGUGCGAUAGGAAGCUGCGUUGCGACGAGCAAGGGACCGUCAACGUGCGGCACAAUGGUAGGGUGGUAUCCCUGCGCGGCCGUUUACGGAGGUGAGUUGUACCCCCCGAUCGCGAUAGCUUGGUGCCAGGCAAAGAGUGUCGUCGUCUUGGCAGUCGCUAACUCUCCCCAGGAGGUUGCUGUCCCGACGGCUACCAAUGCCAGCGUGGUGCCAACUGCGUACCGCCGACAGGCUCGGGCUACACGUAUGCCUGCCCAACAGGCCACUUCUUGUGCCCGGCAUCUGCAAGCUAUGGGUGUUGCCCAAACGGUAUGGGUUGUGCGGUAAAUCAGUGCUACGCGACGGCUCCGACGACCAAGACCAAUACCAUGGUAAUCACGACGAAGGCGAGCGGUGGCCAGACGAGCGUCUACACGACGACACAGACAACCGUUGGGGCGCCAUACAUGCCCACUGCGUUGCCGACAGUGGUUGGCGGGCAGGACGGCGAUUCGCAGAAGGUGCUCAAGUACUUCCCGUCGGUAGUUGGCAAGACAUCGCCCACAGGAGCCGCGUCUGAAGGUGGCGGUGGUGGGAUAUCGCCGGCUCAGCUGGGGGGCAUCGUGGCAGGCGUCGUGGCAGGCGUCAUCAUUGCCCUCGUGGCGGGCUUCCUGCUCUUCCGCCGCCAGCGGAGAAAGAGCAAGGAGGCCAAGAAGCGAGACAUGAUGAUGACCGGCGGCGGGGGCUGUGGCCGACAUGCGGCUGGCGAAAAGGCAAAGCCAUUCCACUCGGCCGACUCGGACAACGAUACGAUGAGCGUCGACCCUCUCAUGAUGCUGCCCUCGUCGGGGGCGUCAUCUCCGCCACACAUGCACCGACCUAGUCCCGGGUUAGAUUCACGCAUCAGCGGUGACGCCCCAGAGUCUUAUGGUGCGACGCCUCCCGAUGACACGCCCACGAGUUUUGCCGGCGGGUUCCAAUCCGUUGGUCAUGGCGGAAGCACAGGGCGUCCGUCCAGCAGCCGCCAUCCGAGCUGGGAGAGCGCGACGAACAACCAGAGCAAUAUCACAUCGGGUUACUUUGACGCAGAAUACGCGCGGAGGCACCAGCGACACCAGCGGCUCGUGUCGAGCGAGGUGGGGGGCAUCGCGCGGACGGUGAGCCGCAUGACGCACGAUUCCCGGCCCGUGCACUACGGCCACGGACGGGACGUGAGCGACGCAUCCGACGCCUCGUCGAGCAUCGCCUAUGCGGAAACGGAGGGCCGUCCGAGCAUCGGAGGCGCCACGCCGACGCUGGUUGCCGAGCUCGAAGCUCAGCCAUACGUUGCCGAGCUGCCCCCCAACUCGCCUGCAUCCGUGUCGAUAUUGUCGCCCUCGGCCGGCGGGCCCUCGCCGGUCGACCCGGGCAUGGCUGGGGGAUACACGCAGUACCACAACGGAGAGCAGCAGCACCACCACCGGCAACGGCAGCGAUCGAGCAGCGGAGGGAGCACAGCAAGCGCGGGAUCGGUAACGACGACGACGGGACCAGGGGGGCGCCCUCCGCUCGUGCACCAGCGCAAGAGGAGCGACGGGCGGACAGGAGCAGGCAGGCUCGGCGUGGUGGACGAGGAGAUGAUUCACGGAUAUCACGGGCCGAGGGAGUUUCUGGAGGGACAGACGGCGGCGGAAAGCCCCAUGACUGACGAGGAUGGCAAGAAGGAUACGAAGUGGAAUGCAUAGUCAUGAGGCACUCGAACGGCAAGCGAUGGGAUUGAUUUGGUGGGUUUUUCCGCGACAAUUCUUUGGACGCUUGCUUUGGGGGCGUAAGGUAUGGCGUUUUGGACGAGGCAUGCUUCGGACCGGCAUCAUAAACGGCUGGACGCACCUGGGUUGGCCAGAUCGAUCGAUGAUAUCGGGCUGCUGGUCAUCCUGUAGGGUUACAUGGAUGAACUGAGAUGUUAUUUUUCUUCUUCGGACGAAGUUGGCAGACAGCUUUGGCAAUGCAAAUAAGAAGUCAUGCUAAUCCAGUUGAGGAUGGCGGUGAUUUUCUUGGCUCUCUGGGUUCGGGAGUCUGAGUAGGAUGUCCUUGUGAGGGGGGACGCUGAGAUGACGGACGGAGGAACGCUAUCGUGCGGUUGGUGGUGAAAGAAUGGGUGAUUAUAAGGCUGGUCAUUUUGUCCCCUCUUUACUACGUAGGUACAGUAGAUAGAUUGGUAGGUAAGUUUGGAGAGG
Molecule: messenger RNA, 2240 nt
Organism: Purpureocillium takamizusanense
Lineage: Eukaryota; Fungi; Ascomycota; Sordariomycetes; Hypocreales; Ophiocordycipitaceae
Exons: 1
Coding region: 357-1748 (463 amino acids)
Source: RefSeq, a predicted model, not a curated record